AAAAAAAUUCAGCAAUAGAUCAUAUUCUUUAAACAAGAAGAGUGACGUAUACAGUGUAGGUGUACUUUUGUGGGAGAUAUCAAGUGGUAAGCCACCUUUUUAUGUAGAAGGAGAAUCGUAUGAUUGUGGUUUAGCCUUCCAAAUUGUGCAAGGUCAUAGAGAAACUACUGUUCCUGAUACUCCCAUUGAAUAUGUUAAGCUUUAUACUGAAUGUUGGGACGACAAUCCAGAUAAUAGGCCAUCUAUUCAAGAAGUUGUU
Rhizophagus irregularis DAOM 181602=DAOM 197198 is the source of this 259-nucleotide messenger RNA. The record is from RefSeq and is a predicted model, not a curated record. NCBI's taxonomy places the organism in Eukaryota, Fungi, Glomeromycota, Glomeromycetes, Glomerales, Glomeraceae.